This is a messenger RNA of Nerophis ophidion (straightnose pipefish), 4815 nucleotides long. RefSeq lists its product as uncharacterized. The transcript has 11 exons. Gene Ontology annotation, biological process: regulation of translational fidelity. Gene Ontology annotation, molecular function: double-stranded RNA binding; tRNA binding; nucleotidyltransferase activity. The record is from RefSeq and is a predicted model, not a curated record. Gene Ontology annotation, cellular component: cytoplasm. Bases 958 to 3603 code for a protein of 881 amino acids. NCBI's taxonomy places the organism in Eukaryota, Metazoa, Chordata, Actinopteri, Syngnathiformes, Syngnathidae.
CUCAGGCUCACCUGGCAGUGAUGCAGUGCCAGUUGAAACACUUCUGUUGUGCUGCCCAGGAGACCCACUCCAAUACUGUCCAGCACCAUCCUCUUACUGCGGGAGAGGACCACGGAGGACAAGUGCUGAGGCUUCACUUCGCUGAUGAACUUUCCAAAACUGGCCGUGACUGUGUCCUCAGGAGCCGGGUGCUUCAAGACUGGAUAGGUAGAGGGAGUUAGAAGUAAUAAGAAGAGGGGUUUAAUACAAAAUUGGCUGAGCCCUGUUGUGUCGACCGUACCUUCCACUGCGGACUUGUGCAGUCCUCGGAUAGUCCACAUUGGUCUGGCAGCUUUCUGCAGAGAAGCAUAUACAGUACUUGGUAAGGUGUGCCUUGAAUGUAAAAUAUUCUCCCCUUUAAAAGCACUUUUUGAAAUUGAGGGUUUGGAAAGAGUUCCCAUGCUUACAAGAACGGGUAAGUUUAAAUCCGUGUCACACAUCUAAUCAAAGCAUUUUUGUGUACCUGUAGAACGGAUCUCAUGGCUUCUAUCCGGUCUUCACGUCUUGACGCUGUUGCUCUGUCGUCAACAGAUUAAGAAGGAUGCUGAUGCUGCUGAAGUGGAGCGAGGACCGGCUUUAUAUAGUCAUGAUGGAACAAAGACUAAAAGAAGGUGGAACAAGGAAGGGCUUGUUUUUUUUUUACCACACAUUGUCAGGUUAAAGGAAGGAGUUUCCAAAGUAAGUGCGUCAUUUUUACCUUACUCUCAAUCGAUGUCACAAUUUCUGGAAUUUGUGGGGAAGAGUAGGUGAGACUCCAUUGUGUCACAUCACUCACAUGUCGUCACAAAGUAAAGAUGUCGGGAAUUCAUGUUAACCCCUCCUACUUUUUAAGAUUGUGUAUUUAUCCAUACCUGGGAGCACAUCAACAUUUCAUGUGAGCAUCUUCAUCAGUUCAAGUAAUUUCAGAGCGCAGAAGCCAUGGCCUCAAUAGACGGUUUUCCAGCCAGUUUCUACAGCGAACCAGGAGUUUUGGGAAUGUUAUCCAAUGGAAUUAGUGCCUUCCUCGUACUCCUGCAGAACUUUGGUACGGCGCACACUGGCGUAGCGCCGCAGGGCGUGGAGAACAUCCUUGCAGGCGUCCAUCUUAUCCUGAUCGGUGGUCUCUGCCAGCUGGUGGCAGGCCUGCUCUCCUUCAGAAAAUAUGAUCAUCUCAGUGCCACGGCGUUUGUCGGCUACGCUGCUCUUUGGGGAAGUUUCGGUGCCACCCGAAUCUACUUUGGCGCAUUGUCCAUGAACUCCACGAUGCCACAGACAAUGACAGCCAACAUGACCUUGUCCAAUGACACCACGGAAAUCCCAGUCUGCUACUUAUGUCGGUCCCUAAGGGAGUCUGCUAUUGCUGGCCUCGUUCCCUAUAUCCUCUUAUCGUCCGUCCUUGCCUUUUGCUCAGCCACAGUCAACUACAUCAUGCCUUUUGUUUUUGGCGCAAUAACAGCCACUUUAAUUUUUGAAGCAGUAGGUCUAGUGUCAGGUUCAUGGUCCCUUGUGGUAUCCGGGGUUCUUGAAUUGCUAAUCCUGAUGUUCGCCAUCUACGGUUCCGCGGCCCUGCUCGUUAAAGGUCUGACUCAACGUCUCGCUCUCAAAGGCUUUGGUACUCCACUCUUUAAUGUCCUUCUGCUUGGUACUCCCAGUUCAGCUAAGAACCAGAGCCCUGGUGCAGAGAAGAAGAAGAACACAAAGUAUGCCGAACCCAUGGCCCUGGGUUACUUAUGUGACACAGUUGCACCGUUCAUCUUUGCAUUUUACAGCUUUGGGUUCAUGACAUCUUUCGGUUUGGGAGUUGCUUGGGUGUCGAUCAACUCUGCCGCCCAGCUUUUCUCGAGCUACUACUCCCAUCUACGCCAAGAUGGCUACCACACAACUAAGUUUGGGUUUCAUGCAACGUAUUGGCUCAUCAAGGCUUGGGAGGAGUUUUUAGCAUCUGUUCUGAUUGUAGAGGACGCCAACGUCACCUCGGGGAGAAACCCGAUGGUAGGAGACUGGUUCUUUGUGGUGGCAGCCCUGGUACUUUGCGUUGGAAGCCUGAGCAUGGAUGUCCUGGAACUGGUCCACAAUAUACUGUUCCUCUUGCUCACUAUUUCCACAAUCCCCCAGAUCCCUCUUACAGACUACUACAUAUUCUUUGGGGUCGCUUGUUCCAUCUUCACUGCAGCCUCCUUGUACGGGACCUUCUCACGGCUCAUCAACACCAUUGCAGAGAAGUUGCUCAUCCCUGUUGGACCACAACCCGUCUCCACAGCCCAGCUGAAGAGAGUUUUCAACUGGAGUAGGUCCACAGAAACAAAAGAAGAGUUGACUAUCCAAACAGACCAGGCUUCAGAUGCCCUGUUUUACCUGGUAAACGGGGUUGCAGCUCUGUCCGCUCUUCAUGCAAGCGUAAACAGCACCAAUCCUUCAUUCCUCCAUCUGACAAUCCCUGGGGUCCUCAUCUCUGGCGCAAUCAUCCAAGCCUACGUCAGUCGACUUAAAGUCACAGGAGCGAGCCAGUUCGGCUCCGUCAUCUCGUCCCUCUACGUAGCAGUGUGGGCAACAUGGACCUGGUUUAGAUUUGCAGGUCAACUACUUCAGCUUUCCAAUGAAGUUGCUUACGAUUUUACCGCAGGAGCGAUCGCUUUCCUGGUCAUCAACGGUUUCGUCAUUUUUAGUGCUACGUACAGGAACUUGGUCUUAGUGUUCUUAACAGCAACCAUGGAGAUGAUACUUGUUUGUUUACUACUUUCAACUCUUCAGCAGCUACCUUACCAGCUAGAAAUGGCCAUGCUUGCAAUUUUUUCCAUUAUAUGUUUGUACGGCGCUAUGGCAUCAUUGCUUAACGGCAUCUUCGCCCAGAGAUUACUACCUUUGGGCCCUGCGUUGUUCAAGGAGCAAAUAAAGCAGGACCGCCAACAAGAGCUACCUUGCCCAUUGGCAAACUCCAAACUCACCUCUGGGCUUUUCAAAAUCGCCGCCAUUCUGGAAAAGGGCGGAGUAUGCGGUAUUCCCACGGACACGGUGUACGCUUUGGCCGCAUCUUGCAAGAAUCCGCAGGCUAUUGAGAACAUUUAUAACAUUAAGGACAGACCAGCAGAGAAGCCCAUUUGUAUUUGCAUCUCCAGUGUGAAGCAGCUGGCAGAAGCCAAACCUCCCUUCAGCCCUCUGCUUUGGGAGUUCAUGCGGAAUGUGUAUCCUGGAGGUAUCAGCUGCAUCGUCAGCAAAGGGGAUUGGCUCCUCAGAUUAGGGGUGGGACCGGCUUUCGACCGCGUGGGCACAAGGGACAGCAUCAUGAUCCGAGUCCCUGACCACACCGUGACCUGCCACUUGUGCGAUAUCACCGGACCGCUCGCCAUCACCUCAGCCAACCCAAGUGGAGAGGCAGACAGCACCCACCACAACAUGGUCAUUGACCGACUGGGCCACAAGAUCCAAGGGGUGCUGUGUGACGGGGAGACCAAUGAAGUCGUGGCGUCAACUGUGGUCAACUGCCUCAGUAUUGAUGAAGGCACCAUCACGAUUGUCAGGGAAGGAUGCGUCCCUGCGGUUCAAGUCAGAGAGAUUUUCGACAGAGUGAAAGGCACAACGGCCUAAAUCUUAGCUACCAGUUCAUGUAUUAAAAAUAAUUAUGCUAUUUAUGUGUCUGUGUCAGGGCUAAACCAUGAAGGAGUACUGAAGAAGUACAUAUCUGAAGGAAAACAAGUACCAUGAACCUAUACUGUAUAUACCUUUAUAUACAUAUAUACAUACAUAUAUACCUAUACUGUAUAUACCUUUAUAUACAUAUAUACAUACUUAUAUACCUAUACUGUAUAUACCUUUAUAUACAUAUAUACAUACAUAUAUACCUGCACUGGCUUCCUGUGCACUUAAGAUGUGACUUUAAGGUUUUACUACUUACGUAUAAAAUACUACACGGUCUAGCUCCAUCCUUUCUUGCCGAUUGUAUUGUACCAUAUGUCCCGGCAAGAAAUCUGCGUUCAAAGGACUCCGGCUUAUUAGUGAUUCCCAAAGCCCAAAAAAAGUCUGCGGGCUAUAGAGCGUUUUCCGUUCGGGCUCCAGUACUCUGGAACGCCCUCACGGUAACAGUUCGAGAUGCCACCUCAGUAGAAGCAUUUAAGUCUCACCUUAAAACUCAUUUGUAUACUCUAGCCUUUAAAUAGACUCCCUUUUUAGACCAGUUGAUCUGCCGUUUCUUUUCUUUUUCUCCUAUGUCCCACUCUCCCUUGUGGAGGGGGUCCGGUCCGAUCCGGUGGCCAUGUACUGCUUGCCUGUGUAUCGGCUGGGGACAAUUCUGCGCUGCUGACCCGCCUCCGCUUGGGAUGGUUUCCUGCUGGCUCCGCUGUGAACGGGACUCUCGCUGCUGUGUUGGAUCCGCUUUGGACUGGACUCUCGCGACUGUGUUGGAUCCAUUAUGGAUUGAACUUUCACAGUAUCAUGUUAGACCCGCUCGACAUCCAUUGCUUUCCUCCUCUCCAAGGUUCUCAUAGUCAUCAUUGUCACCGACGUCCCACUGGGUGUGAGUUUUCCUUGCCCUUAUGUGAGCCUACCGAGGAUGUCGUAGUGGUUUGUGCAGCCCUUUGAGACACUAGUGAUUUAGGGCUAUAUAAGUGAACAUUGAAUGAAUGAAUGAACUGUGGAUUGUUCAGAAAAUGUUACAAUGAAUCUCGGGAAAGAGGGCAAAUAUUUGUAUUUAUGGCAAUUACACGCUUCAUUGGGGCUAUCAUUGUGACCGUCACAAAUUGUAAGUUUGAUGUAAAUAGUUUGUUUUUAUUUAACAAUUAAAGUCCUACACGUCUGAAAACA